CGCUAACGCAGCGAGUCGACACGUACACACGUGCGUCGCGUGUUGGCACGCAACCCCGCGCCAAUCAAUAUCCAGCUAUAUAGGGUGUGUGCGCAUUCAUUUGCCGUGGGAAUUUAGUCUCUAUCAUCUCGGCUUCUCGUGACUUCGGGAGAACCAGCGGAAUUAUAAAGGGAGAGGCAUUACGAUUCAGAACUAGGAAAUCAAUCGAAGGAUGGAAGUUAAAGGGCGAGUUGCCCUGGUAACGGGGGCUGCUUCCGGUAUCGGCAAAACUUACGCCAUCGAGUUAUUAAAUCAAGGAGCCAAGGUAUCGAUUUGUGAUAUCAACAGUACGGAAGGUGAGAAAUUGGCCGACGAACUGACCGUGAAAUAUGGAAAAGAUCGAGUGAUAUUCUCCCAGUGCGAUGUCACGGAUUAUCCACAAUUCGAAGCGUCGUUUCAAACAACGAUCGCUGCUUUUGGACAUAUCGACAUCGUCAUCAACAACGCCGGUAUCAUGAACGAUCGAUUCUGGGAGCUCGAAGUUGACAUCAAUCUUAACGGUGUGAUACGUGGCACUCUCUUGGCUCAACGAUUUAUGGGUACGGAUAAAGGUGGACAGGGUGGUGUAGUCGUGAAUACCGGAAGCAAUAUCAGUAUCAACCCCUACGUCAGCGUGCCCAUCUAUUCGGCUACGAAGGCGGCAAUCGUCAGUCUUACCAGAGCAUUUGGGGAUCAGUAUCACGUGGAGCUAACGGGCGUCAAAGUGAUGGCACUUUGUCCAAGUGCCACGGACAGUAAUUUGGUGGCAGAUGUUGGAAAACAAUUACUUUCGCCGCGAUAUCAGGAUGCCUGGAGUCGAGACACUGCUUCUUCGGUUCCGCAAAAAGCGGAGCACGUUGCCAAAGCGUUGAUUCAUAUUUUGAGUAUGGGCAAAAGCGGAAGUAUUUGGAUGGUCGAGAACGGUGAAGCACCUCGCGAAGUGAACUUUCCAAAGUAUUAAAUAAUUCACUUAAGAGAAAAUAAUAAAAAAAAUAAGUUUUAACGCGUCCGUCUUGCACGACACGUGAUUCUUCCUCGCUUUGACCACAAGAUAACUAUGCCGUACCAUAAUAUUACGUAUAAUUGUAUCGAUUUUAUAAUCGAACAUUGCCGAAAUCGUAAGUUCUCGAUCGAACUCCGUGACGAUCACGCUCAGGAUCACGAUUACGAUAUGGUCGAUCGAUGUUUGCUCGAUCAUCAUGUCGAAAGACGAUCUGUCGACAUUUUGUACGUUUUUACUCAUUCAACAGACCUGUAAGUAGCACCAAUCCGAUAAAAUUAGCACGCUAGAAUCGCGUCGAUCGCUUGAACGUUAACGGAUACGUCCGUUGAUCAUCCGCUUUUAAAAAUGGAAAAAAGUACGUGUGACUGAGUGAGCGAGUAUGUGUGUGCGCGCGCGCGUGUGUGUGUGUGUGUGCGUGCGUGCGUGUGCGUGCGUGCGUGUGCGUGUGUGUGUGUGUGUGAGAGAGAUAGAGGAGAGAAAGAGAGCAAUUGACACAUGAAGUACAUACUCGUAUUAUAAGUAAAUAGGUAUUAUUCGUCCGUCGUGCGUCGACGAAGAUAAAAACAUAAAGUUAUAAAAAGUAAUAAGAAAGCAUUGAAUAUACCACAUUUUUCUACAUAUUUUUGCGGCAGAAUAAAAGACAGCAAAUUUGAAUAAAGGACUGGGCCAAUUAGCGAGGGCCUGAUAAAUAAUAUUCGCUUCUUCGAAGAUUCGAAGCAUUCUUAUCGUACGAUAGAAAGCUCAUUUUUUUACUUGCAAAAUAAAAUCUGAUAACAAAUAACUGAUAUUGUAAUUAAUAAUAGUAACAAUUUGUGAAUAAUUAUUUAUACGUACCAAUGAUGCUUAAGAACGACAGACUAACGAUCUUAAAGAUCGAAGCUUAAUCAUUAAUAAUAAUUAAUCAUCGAAAAACGAUUUGGGUGGGCUGACUUUAUAAUUUUGAUACUUAUAAUAUGCAUAAUAUCAUAAUUGCUUUAUCGAAUAUUCGAUCGCACAUUUGUAUACACGAUUUAUAUAAUUUUAAGCCUCGACCACAAUUGAGGAUUUAGGAUUGAUUAUUUUCUAUUGUCAAUUUUAAUUUAUUAUUUUAUAUGUUAAGUUAAUUUCAAUAUACCAUAAUAUAUAGGUGACGAGCGAGAUUUCGGAGGAUGAAACACGUUCAAAGCAAAUACAUGCAUACAUACAUACAUAUGUAUAUUACGUAUUCUGGAUCGACGAGAUAUAAAAGAAAAAAAAAAAAAAAAAAAAAAAAAAAAGAAAAAAAAAACUUCGUAGGUAGUGGAAACUGUUGUUGGUUUAUUUGUUAUGAUUUGCUGAGAAUGUAUGUUGCAAGCUUUGCCAAUAAAAUCGCAUAGCUUUUUAAGAAAAUCGAAAAGAAGAAUA
Messenger RNA from Vespa crabro (European hornet), 2404 nucleotides. Its product is annotated as 15-hydroxyprostaglandin dehydrogenase [NAD(+)]-like. Bases 212 to 979 code for a protein of 255 amino acids. The transcript has 8 exons. The record is from RefSeq and is a predicted model, not a curated record. Lineage: Eukaryota; Metazoa; Arthropoda; Insecta; Hymenoptera; Vespidae. Gene Ontology annotation, cellular component: cytoplasm. Gene Ontology annotation, molecular function: oxidoreductase activity, acting on the CH-OH group of donors, NAD or NADP as acceptor.